AUUUCAGAAUUUGAUGGUGAAACAGUUUUGUGUCGUGUGUGUGGCGAUAAAGCCAGUGGAUUCCAUUAUGGUGUCCACGCGUGUGAAGGGUGUAAAGGAUUUUUCCGAAGAAGUAUUCAACAGAAGAUACAAUAUCGCCCCUGUUUAAAAAAUCAACAAUGUAAUAUAAUGCGAGUGAACAGAAACCGGUGUCAGUACUGUCGAUUAAAGAAAUGUAUUUCUGUAGGAAUGUCUAGAGAUGCUGUGAGAUUCGGUCGGGUGCCGAAGAAAGAGAAAGCCAGAAUAAUUGAACAGAUGCAGAAAGUCAGUUCCCAGUCCACAUCUUCAGCCAUUCUCUCAAUAUUAUCCAAUGAACAGGACGUAGUACAAGCUGUUUUUAAUGCUCAUAGGCAAACUUGUGAUUUCUCUCAAUUCCGAGUUCAGCAAAUGCGAGAACUUGCAUUUCAAGAUAAUAAAUAUGUGGAUUGCCCAACUCAUAUGGCUUGUCCAUUAAAUAAUCAGCUUGGAAUGGAUCCCAAUGCUAACAAAGACUGGGAGAAUUUCUCUGAAAGUUUUACUCCAGCUAUUAAAUCUGUGGUAGAUUUUGCUAAGGGUAUCCCAGGAUUCACUUUGUUAAAUCAGGAUGACCAAGUUACGCUUCUCAAGGCAGGAACAUUUGAAGUGCUACUAGUAAGAUUAUCAUGUUUAUUUGAUCCUGAUACGAACACUCUGAUGUUUACUGGUGGACGUCUGAAUUGUGUUUUGGUAUUUCAGAUUUCCUGUGGUGCUGGUUUCCUGCUGGAUUCCAUGUUUGAUUUUGCUGAAAGAUUCAAUAAGCUAAACCUAGGGGAUGAAGAGUUGGCAUUAUUUUCAGCCAUUGUUCUCCUCUCACCUGACCGUCCUGGUUUACGUAAUUUAGAACAAGUCGAAAAAAUUCAAAAUGCAUUGACUGAAUCCCUCCAUAAUAUCAUCAAUAUCAACUAUAAAGAAGACAACACCAUGUUCGCUAAAUUACUAAUGAAAACAACAGACUUACGGACAUUGAAUACACUACAUUCUGAAAAAUCUAUAGGUAGGUACAAUUAA
Lottia gigantea (owl limpet) is the source of this 1065-nucleotide messenger RNA. RefSeq lists its product as hypothetical. Gene Ontology annotation, molecular function: zinc ion binding; nuclear receptor activity; RNA polymerase II cis-regulatory region sequence-specific DNA binding. The record is from RefSeq and is a predicted model, not a curated record. Lineage: Eukaryota; Metazoa; Mollusca; Gastropoda; Lottiidae. The annotation marks the transcript as partial. Gene Ontology annotation, biological process: positive regulation of transcription by RNA polymerase II; hormone-mediated signaling pathway; negative regulation of transcription by RNA polymerase II. The transcript has 7 exons.